AUGAAGGUCGUCCCCGCCGUGCCUUGCCCCCUUCGAGGGGAACAGAAGUUGCGGACUGUCUCACGGUCGCCAUCUCACUUGUUUUCCAAGGAAACAUGCAACGUUGUCUCCAAUGUAUUUUGCUGCAGCGAGGCAUGUUCUCCUGAGUUAGAAACAAAAGCCACGGAGAAUGGAGAUGUAUAUGAACAGAAGACGCGCUGCCCUGGUAGUCUCGCCUCCAUCAAUGAAGGGCGAAAAUCGAAAAGGCGCAAACUGGUGCUGGCGGGAUGCACAAACGAGGAAACCAAUGAGCCUCGUACACAGGACGGGGCAGAUAGUCAUAGACGAGAAACAAAAACAGUUCAGGGAGAAGAGCUUGGUGUCUCUGCACGAGGCAGCGGAUGCAGACACGUCAGUGAGACAAGGGCCAGAAAUGCGUCGCGCUCGCCGGCGAACCUUCAUAGCGUCUCUCAGGCGCAGUGUACAUACACUGAUGCUGAGGAACGGAAUGUCUCUACAUCCAUUAGAGGACGUCCUGUUUCUCAGUCAGAAGAGCAGCCCUCGCACGCCGUUCGUGGAGCUGUACAAGAACAAGCGAAAGCUGCAUCCUUGUCGAUCUCAGGUCCAGUCGAGGAGUCCACGUUGCCGUCUACCGAGCAGCUCUCACGUCGCUCUUCUGUUUCCCAGUUUCCCCCUCCAGCCUGUGGUAGCUCCCGAACGAAAGCUCACCUUUCGUCUUGCUGGCCGACGCCAUCUGGGGGCCCUGCCUCUCGUCGGACAUCCGACGACAAGAGGACUGCCACUGGCUGCUGGAGAGCUCAUCGUCGCCGUGGUCUCUGCUCGCCAUCUUCUGUAACACCUCCAUCGCCGCCUGCGAAUUCUCCUGUGUCUUCAGAGACAGCUCGGCGACAGCGCGAGACUCAGCCAGCGGGUGCUCGUGACAGUUCUUCCCCCCAACGAACCGAAGCCGAACGGGGGGACUCGAACCCCCCUUCCCACCGAGAGUCAUCACUCGGAAACAGUAAAGGAUGGAAGCUGCUUGGUGCCUCUCGUUCUUCAGCCAGAAUGAGAAGUCUCCAAGCUCUUCCCGCAGACGCAGAGAUAGGGGGCGUAACCUUUUCACAUUGUUUCGAUGCCGUCGGCGAGAGAAAAAGUACGAGAGACAGAAGACUCCCUGCGAAAGCGCGCUCUGUGCGGAGCGGAGAUGCGCCUCCAGUUGCGGCCGCGUCUUCUGUGUUUCUUGAGACAGAGGCAGAAACGAACACUGCUCAUUCCUCCUGCUCGUCGGGUCCAGCUUUGCCCUUUGUACAGGCCUCUGAGAUGCGCAUGACGUUUUCCUCAGAAUGCGACACAUGGUCUGAAGGAGAAAAAGGGGAUACUUACACGUUUUCCUGCCAUGCGGACCCCGACAGGAAUGUGAAGCCUGAAAGUUCGUUACUCAUCGAUCCUCCACUUGCGACUCUCCUGGCUUCAUCCGCCUCUCUGGCAUCCCCGCCAUCCCCUUCCUCUGCCGCUUUGUCUCCUCCUGGCUCCCACGAUUCAGUACAACCUUCUGCGCGGUCGUCUGAAACCUCUUGUGUGCCGUCUUCUGUAACCUCUUCGGUACCAUCAUCAACGCUUUCUGCUUCUCUCACGUCAUCGCCUGUGGUACACUUAGGUUGUUCGAGGACGCUGAGAUCCUCCGGCAACUGUCCCGGCUCUGCUCGGGAGGAUCCAGGGACCUUGCCAGCACGGUGUGGGAUUCGCACUCGCUCGUCCGCUCGUCUGCAGGCAGCUGCUGAGGUCUCGGCUUCCUCCUCUCCUCUGCAGUCCACAUCCGACCCAGCUGCGGCGUCAUGCCGUUCUGGUCGUACCCGGUCGAGUGCAGUGGAUACGUCUUCGUCUUGUGUUCUCACCUCUAAGACUUCUGCGUCUUCGAGUUCACCGUCGCCUUCUCACCUCAGGUCUGGGGGAGCCGCUGAACCCGCACAGAAGUCUUCGUCCCGGCCCGCGUGCUCGCCACUCGUGGGUGGAGCCUCUUGUGGUCCUGCGCAGUCUGCUGACGCGGCGUCUUGUCGCCUUCCGGAGAAAGUGUUGCGGCAGGCGAUUCUGCGCUGUGCUCUGUUCUUCUCCUCUCUGAACCUCGUGCCUCGCUGCUGUGCACUGCCUCUCCAUCCGCUCGUACAUCCGGUCGAGGUCGCGAAUCUGUCUCGUCUCCGAACGCUGAUUGAGUUGAGCAGCGCCAACGGGUGUCAAUCGCUUCCUCCUGGGAAGACGCGAGUUGAGGGCAAACGCACAGCUUCGUCUGCGGUUUCUCAGACUUCAGCUUUAGGUUCUGCGGAGCCUCCAGUGUCGUCAGAGGCGCCUACUCCACGACCGUCCGCCGCGGCGCCCCAAAAUGCUCACAUUCAUGACGGGGGUGCCGGGCAGCCUGCGGCUGAACUGGCCCAAAGUGUGUCUCUUUCUCCGUCUCUGUCGCCUUCCUGUGCCUCACGUUCUGGCCUUCCAACGCCUCAACUGCGUUCUGGUUGGCCGCCUGUGCAGGGGCUUGGGUGCUCGCGGUCUCGGCCUGGGGGUGGACGUGAUGCUCUGCUCUCGGAGUCGAGUUGUCCCUCCUCUUUCCCUCGUUCCCCGCCUCCGGCGCAUACCACGCCUCUGCCUGCCGCCUCCGAUGUGGCUCCUACGGAGUCUCCUGUCUUUUCGAUCGCAUCUGGCAUCGGGUCGCCAGCUUGUGAGGCGGCCUCUCGUUCUUUGCCUGAAUCACAGAGAGUCCCGCCGCAGGCCGUGCGAACCAGCAUGUGCGACGUAGCAGAAGAUCGCGAGGACGAAGGGCGUUUGGCGUUUUCCGGAGACAGUGUGGGCCGCCGCGUGAUGGCGACGCGAGAGCCGCAGGUGGGCGACAGGGUGGGAGACGAAACAAGAGAGGAGAAAGACAGCAGAAACCAAGGCCGAGUCGAUCUGAGUGAGCCAGCCCGUAGCGCUGGCGAGGCAUGUUUGACAGAGAUAGAAGGAGAAGGUGAGGACCAGGGAGGCAGUGAGACAGAGGACCGGAUCUCGUGUGUGGGGCAGCGUGACUUCGAGGUAAGCCGAGAGGCGAGCAAAGACACUCGAGAUAACGAGCGAGGAGGCGAAUGUCGAGGAGAGAAGAGUGGAAGAAGACGAAUCCAGAGGCUGCGGGGAACUGGUGGAGAACUGCCUCGAGAGCGAGGUGGGACACCUGUGACGGUGGUCGAUGCCGAAGUGAGGAAGCUCGCGGUGGACGCUUGUGUAGACGAGAAAGGCGAGACACAGGGAGCAGAACCAGCGGCGAGACGUGGACAAGUGCACGCGCGACAAAGAGGCGAAAAUGGCUUCAUCUGUCGCUGUGUCGGGUCUGGCAAAGUCGGCGAACUGGAUCGGCAUCGGAGGCCAGUGCUGGUGCAGGGGCAGCCUGAAAGUGAAACACAGGCCGCCAGAGACGAGGGCGACAACGAGGUGAACAGUGAGGACGAAGGCAGUCCGAAACUGUCAAUUCCUGAAACGCAAACGGUCCGUAGUUUUGGAGAACCAGAGGUCAGGGACAGAGAGAGUAGCCUCGACAGAGAAACACAGAAACAGAUCCCUCGACAAAGAGAACAUUCCCCGUCACCUCCGAGUGACGACAGAGUCCAUGACACGGACGGGGAAGUUAUGAAUGACGCGACGCGGUUCCGGAGUGAACGCGAGGAAAGCGAAGAGUCGCCUGCGGGUUGUGGCUUCUCCUCUCUUCGUCGCGGCGAGAAGACCCAGACGAUUCUCACUGAGAAGAACAAGACCGAAGAGGCCACCAUUUUUCUUGCGCAUGCGAGCGCCGAGGAAACAAGCGAGGACGACUUUUGUUGUCUGGCACAUACACACCCGAAGCUGGAAACGCAAGAUCAGGAAGAAAACGAAGCCACUGGUGGCAGAAACAAAAGCCACAUAGGCGGGACAGACAAGCCAAACGAGGAGCCUCUCGAGCUGGUGAAGAUGACCGAGACGGAGAAGGGUGCUGAUGCACAGCCGCCUGAGGGAAAAUGUUGGGAGACGAGAGGGGAGUCUCUCAAGGGGAAAGACGCAUGCAUCGUUCCUGUUGGGGGGACGAAAGCGGAACUGAAACGCACGGGCGAAACCGAAGAGAAACUAGACAAAACUGAGGGGCCGCAUCCAGCUAGUCAGGAAGGCAGGCGGCCGCCUCGCACGCGUCGCCAGCGCGUUCUAAAUUUGCGAUUGACUUCUUCCAAAGCGGCGCCUGAGUCAGGUAGUUCGAGCCCCAAUCGCCGGCGAACUCGAAGGGGAAAUCUGGAAAAGCAGAACGGCUUCACAGCUCCUCCCAUCUCAAACGCCACUGAGUUUUUCGACGAUGGAAGCGGCGUCGGCAGACAGCGGACGCUUCACUGGCUGCGCCGUUGCCUCCGAAACGAAAUGGUGGCACCAGGCGUCGAGGGAUUCUUCGUCUAUUUGAAGCGCCACUCGUCUUCAAACUCUUCGUCCGCUUCAGUCUCCGCGCCCACUUCCUCUGCCUUCCACUUCGUCGCCGGCGCUCGCUUGGAGAUGAUUCAGGAUGGGGACGCGUCGCUGUCGUGGCUGUUUCUGCCGCGCGGCCUCAGCAAGGAGGCGGAGGAAGAGCUGCUCCUCCCCUUUUUCGUCUACGUGAUCUGCAUCUAUCUCCUCUGCAUGCCCUACCGCUUGCGGCCCGGAGUCGACAUCCUCAGUCCUCUCCUCCGACCCCUCCAUGGCAUGCAGCGGAGACGAAAGGCCAAGAGCGCAGGCGACGAAACAAACCCCGCGACGCUUGAUGGGAAGCAGGAAGCGAAGGGUGCAAGGGAGGGGGGCAGCGAGGAGUCUUGUUUUGAGACUGCAGAGACAGCUGAGAGACAGGAAGAGACAGAACUAGCAGAAGGGCGACAGAGGGAACAGAAACGUGAAGAGGAAAAUCAAGAAGGCAGACACGAAAGUGAACGCUCAAGAGGCGAAGAAGAAGUGAAAAGUCGAAACGCAUUCUUGGCUUCACUGCCUGAGGGCGCAGCUCUCCCUCUUGCUGUCUACGAAGCCAUUGAAGAGCAGGAUUCAGCUCUGGCGAGAAACGAGAUUCGCAUCUCCUCCAGCUUCAGUGGGGAAUGUAGAGGCCCGCCAAACAAGUCAGGCGCGACACGCACGUAUUUGAAGACAGUUGCGCUGCCUGUGCCUUCCUCACCUACUGGUGCCAUGUCUGCUUCUCCCGCUUCUUCGUCUCCCUAUUCUUGCUCUUCUCGCUCUUCCUCUUCUCCUUCUCCCUCGUCUCCCCCUUCUGCUUCUCCGCCUGCUUCUUCUCCGCCUGCUUCUUCUCCGCGUGCUUCUUCUCCCCCCUAUUCUUCUUCUUUUACUUUUCAGUGGAACUCCGAGAGAUCCGAGGACUUUGCGUCUACCGCGUUUCCGCCUCCAGCUUCUCCGCCGCCUCAGACUGCAGCGUCUGCGUCGCGGGGUUCUCUCUCGCCUUCUGUGCCUACAGCUGAGGCGGCCGAGGGUGGGUCAGCGGCGGGGCAACAGUCUGCAUCCGUUCCUGGCGAUUCGCUGGUUCCAGAGGUCCGUGCGCCGAACCUCGCCUGUCGUCUGAUGAUCGACUGCGGAGAUCUGCUGCUCUGUCCGCGGCCGCUUCUGCGUCUUCUCCUCGACAAGCGACCCUUCGCUCGAGGGGUGCAUCCUCACCGGGAGCCAGACACUUCCGAACCGCCAGAAGUGGUUCGUGCCCAGCAGGAAGUUGCCUUGGUUGCAUGCAGUCUGUUGUCUCCGAGGGCAACGACGAAUCGCAUUCGAGAUCUCCGUGCGGCCUCAGCGUCCCUGUGCAUCAACUUCAAGGAUCACAGAGGGCCCCACAAGUCCAAACGCGUUCUGGGGGUGUCCGCCUCGCGACGAAGUGGAAAAAACAAAUGCAAAAGUGCAAGAACCAGGAGGGGUCGCGAGGAGACGAAGGUGAUGAAAGAGAGCGACGACGAGGACGCGAAGGCGUUGGAGGAGACCUCGCCAGUCGUUUCGGCGGUGAUCCGAGACGGAGGCGUCUUUCACAGUGACGUAGUGACAGCCCAGCAGUGCUGCUGCCAGGUCCAGCAAGCUUGGCCUCUCCGCUUCUUUAUUUUCCACGCCUUAGACCUCGUUCUAAACAUUUUACCGCAGCUCCUUACGCCCUUGCCACCGGAAACAAACGCUUCCAAUACACCCGCAUCGUACACCAACGCCUCACCGCAAACGGGACCGGAUCUCGCCUCUUUCGCCUCUUCUUCGUUUGCAUCAUCUGCAUCUUCUUCCUUUCAAUCUGCCUCUCUGCAGUCAUGUCUACAACUGCCAUUUUGUCCAUCAGAGCGACUAACAGAGGAACUCAAUCGCCUGUUGGGGUCUCGCCGGAGUGGCUAUCUGCCUUCUGUCCCUCCAGCGUGCCCGCGGAGAGGCAGAGAAACAGAGAGCCCGGACGGCCUGCAUGCAGAGAGGCCAGAGGGGCCGCAUGCAGAGAGGCCAGAGGGGCCGCAUGCAGAGAAACCAGAGGGAGUGCAUGCAGAGACACAGCGCAGAGCUGCCACAGGCCGCCCCCAGCCCGCCUACUCUGCUCACCAUCAGCUGCAGCAGCAGCUGAACGAAAGACUCUGGGCAGGUGCAAAAGUUGAGACAUUUUCCUCUCUCUUUUUUGAUUAG
Molecule: messenger RNA, 6621 nt
Organism: Toxoplasma gondii ME49
Lineage: Eukaryota; Apicomplexa; Conoidasida; Eucoccidiorida; Sarcocystidae
Exons: 1
Coding region: 1-6621 (2206 amino acids)
Source: RefSeq, a predicted model, not a curated record